This is a messenger RNA of Lathyrus sativus (Indian pea), 1107 nucleotides long. NCBI's taxonomy places the organism in Eukaryota, Viridiplantae, Streptophyta, Magnoliopsida, Fabales, Fabaceae. The record is from the annotation of a GenBank genome assembly.
AUGGCUGUUGCUGAUAAUGUUAGUGCCAAUUUGGACAACAACACCAACACCAACAACGUUGUAUCAUCUGACUCAACUGAGGUGGAGAAAUCGAAACCUAGGAGCGAUCAGGAUGUGACCAUCAACAACAACGGUGUGUUCAACCAUCAACUUUCGAAUGGUGGUAAUUAUAGCUUCAAGGCUCAUCAGUUGGGUCAGAUGCAUGCUAACGGGGUUCAGAAUCAGCAGUUUGUGAUGAACAAUGAUGGGUAUGUGAUGAACGGUGAGAACGAGGGCGAGAGUUUCAAGCGUGAAAUGAGGGAUUUGGAAGAAUUGUUGUCGAAGCUGAAUCCCAUGGCGGAGGAAUUUGUGCCACCAUCGCUAGCGAAUAAUCAUGGAUACUUAGCUGGACCUGCUGCUGGGUUUGGUUACCCUAACAAUUAUAUACUGCUCAAUAAUUAUGCUAAUGCUAACGGCCAAACUAACCGAAGGAGGAAGACUGGCUAUAGUACUAAUGGAAAGCGAAGAGUGAAUCAUAAAGUAGAUAUGGAGAAACGAGAAGAGAUGAUUAGGAGGACUGUUUAUGUGUCUGACAUUGAUCAACAGGUAACUGAAGAGCAGCUGGCAUCUCUCUUCCUUAAUUGCGGCCAGGUUGUUGACUGCCGUGUAUGCGGAGAUCCCAAUUCUAUUCUCCGUUUUGCCUUCAUUGAGUUUACCGAUGAAGAAAGUGCAAGGGCUGCUGUAAGCCUUUCUGGAACUAUGCUGGGAUAUUACCCGUUGAGAGUGCUGCCUUCCAAAACUGCCAUUGCACCUGUCAAUCCGACAUUUUUGCCCAGGUCUGAAGAUGAAAGGGAGAUGUGCUCUAGAACAAUUUACUGCACAAACAUCGACAAAAAGCUGACUCAAGCAGAUGUGAAACACUUCUUUGAAUCUAUCUGUGGAGAGGUUCAACGACUGAGGCUUCUUGGGGAUUACCAUCAUUCAACUCGGAUUGCAUUUGUUGAAUUCACAGUGGCUGACAGUGCAAUUGCCGCCCUAAGCUGCAGUGGCGUGAUUUUGGGUGCUCUGCCUAUAAGGGUGAGCCCGUCGAAGACACCAGUCCGCGCCCGUUCUCCUCGUAGUCCAUGA